AUGGUUACAGGGGCGGGUUCGAAACAAGAAGAAAAUACCUCACUAAGCUUCCAGAACACUUGUGACGAAGCAUUGGCUGGCUGCAAGACAGAACCCACUUGCAAAACGGCCCUUGCAGCGGUGAUGCAAUAUUGCAGUCCCUCGUCUUGCCGAAAGGACCAAUGUAUGCACUCCUUGCAGAAUUUCUACAGAAGCGUAGACCACAAAUGGAGUCUUGAGAUUGCCUUCUGCCUUUGCAAGUAA
Nezara viridula (southern green stink bug) is the source of this 243-nucleotide messenger RNA. The record is from the annotation of a GenBank genome assembly. NCBI's taxonomy places the organism in Eukaryota, Metazoa, Arthropoda, Insecta, Hemiptera, Pentatomidae.